AUGCUCACGGUCAUUCUGUUGCCGUGGACAUGGUAUCUUAUGCGUUGCCUUCUCUUUCCGAGGCCGCCCCCGGAGCUGGACUUCGAAACUGGUGGUCUUAAAAGCGAGGACAGCAGGGUGAAGCUCUGCGGAACCUCCCUCAUGCAGGCUCGCCGACACAACGCGCAGCAGAUUGCCAAGCGGCGGAGGUUUCGUGGCAUCAUCAAGGUGCAGCUGGUCGGCGCAGCGAUGGGAUGGGCGUUGCUCUUCUGGGUGCUCUGGGAGAUGAAGGGCUCGCCUACCGAGCUGCGAACUUUCGACCCUUACGACAUCCUGGGGGUCCAGCGUGGAGCAGAGCUGCGAGAGAUCAAGAAGGCCUACCACACGAAGUCUCUGCAGCAUCAUCCAGACAAGGACAAAGACAAUCCCUUGGCGCCGGUUCUGUUCCAGCAGGUCUCAAAGGCAUAUGCAGCCCUGACAGAUGAUGCUGCGCGGAAGAACUACGAGAAUCGCUUUCCCGGCCCUGUGACCAAAUUCAACCGUGAAGCCAUAGAUCCCGGGCUAGCGAUCGACGAACGCUGUCGUACUUCACUUGGCCAGGGUGCCAUGCUCGCUCUUUCAGCGGUCGGUGUCUCUGUGACCGUUGUCGUUGGCCUCUUGGCAAUUGCAUUGCAAAUGAAUCUGGACAGGCCUUUCUCGGCACCACUGGUCUCAACACUUGUUCCACUGGGGGUGAAGAGGAACUCGAAGAAACCGAUUGUCGGCGACCGGAUGUUGGUCACAGACCUUGAACAGCUCGUGGUCGUGAUGACCGGCACAGGCACACCAGUUGCAGACCCUGAUCGCGCAGCACAGGGGAUAUCAGUCUUUGCAGGCGGAGAGUAUUUGCUCUUCGAUACAGGUCCUGGCGUGGCAGAGAACAUGGCUGCACAGGGCAUGCCGAGGGGUGCUCUGACCCAUGUCUUCUUCACCCACUACCACUCCGACCACAUCGGCGAUUUCGGCGAAGUGAUGACCACAUCCUGGAUUUUUGGGAGAACUCAAACCUUGCAAACCCAUGGACCGGAAGGCCUGAAAAGGGUCGUGGGUGGAUUUGCUCAGGCCUACGGUCCUGACAUGGUCUACCGUCGAGCACACCACACUGCAGCAGUGAUGCCCACGGAUAAUUGGAUGCCGAGCAUGAACGAGUUCACCUUACCGGAUGCUGAGAUGAACAUGACAGCAUCUGAUCCGGCGCCCUUGUUUAAUGUGUACUCGAAGGGGGACUUGAAGGUCCAGGCCUUUCGUGCACAUCAUGAGCCUGUCGUUCCCGCAGUGGGCUACAAGGUGUCAUACAAAGGCCGCUCGGUGGUUAUUGGAGGUGAUUCCGUCAUGACCAAAGGACACAAGGAUGCUUGCCGGGAUGUGGAUGUUUGUAUUCUGGAUGCGAUCCACCACAAAGUCAUUGAAAUGACAGCGGAGACAUUUAAAAGCAUGGACCUAUCAGAGGAGGAAGGAGCUUCUGAAUACAGUCGCGUCUCGAAGAUGCUUCUGGACACUAUCGACUACCACUCGGCCCCCUGGGACCUUGUUGAGUUGGCAAAGGAAUCGAGGCCCUCUCUGGUAAUCCCCAUACACAUGGUACCUUCACCCACCAAUCCACUCAUGAAGCGGCUGUUGACCACCUACUACCGGGAACCGAUCGAGCGGGUGUCAGGGAAGCGCAACACUGAAAUCAAGUUCGGGGAAGAUGGCAUGGCAUUGAUCUUGCCGGCAAACAGUCAAGAGAUCCAGGAAAAGCGAUAUUGA
This is a messenger RNA of Symbiodinium sp. CCMP2456, 1767 nucleotides long. The record is from the annotation of a GenBank genome assembly. Lineage: Eukaryota; Dinophyceae; Suessiales; Symbiodiniaceae.